Hydra vulgaris (swiftwater hydra) is the source of this 2169-nucleotide messenger RNA. NCBI's taxonomy places the organism in Eukaryota, Metazoa, Cnidaria, Hydrozoa, Anthoathecata, Hydridae. The record is from RefSeq and is a predicted model, not a curated record.
AUGGUAUCCAGUAUUCUCCCAGAAAUGACGUUGCCAUCAUUAAAAGAGAAAAUAAAUGGAAGGCUCCGAACAGCAUUAAUUGAUUCUGGAUGCUCCAUUACUGUGGUUCAUGCUGAGUCCGCGCAUGGGCUUGUGUUAAAAAGUCAAAAACUUAUCACAACUUUGGGAGGAACUGUGCAAGUGCUGGGUGAAAUGGUAAUCAAUCUGGAAAUUGAUGGAAUACACCGGAUGGUUAAUUCUCUGGUUGUAAAAGAAAAACCAUUUGGGUUUGAUUUGAUUUUUGGAAUGAAUGCAAUUAAAAAAUUUGGAGGAGUUAUCAUUUAUGGUAAUAAAAACUGUAACGUCCGAAUGUUAGCAUGUGACAAAGCGAAAUGUGGUGCCGUUACUACGACGAGAAAAAACGAAAUAAACGAAUUAAAAGUUGAUGUUAUUAAUACGACAAGAAAAAGCGAAAACGAAGUACAAAAAAGAAAAUGUGAUGUCAAAAAUACAACAAGAAAUGAAAAGAACGAAAGAAACGAAAUAAAACAUCAGGACUUCACAGCAAAGUUCGACGGAAAAAAAUGGACGGCAUCAUGGAACUGGAAUAAAGAGCCUGUAACUGAUAAUACCAUUUGUGAAUACAAGAUGAACCAAGAGCACGAACGUAGUUACCGUAAAGAAAUACGUGAAUGGAUUGACUCUGGUAUUCUUGUACCAUAUAACGAACUAAUAUUGGGACCACCAAAAGUAUUGAUACCGCUUAUGUGCGUAGUGCAAGAAAACAAGGACAAUAAAGUACGUCCAGUGGGAGAUUUCCGAGCUCUCAACGAAUUUGUAAAUUGUCAAACGGCAAAUGCGGACGUUUGUCAAGAAAAACUGCGUUGCUGGAGAAAAAUAAAAAAUGCAAAAAUUCUCGAUCUUAAAAAAGUCUACCUCCAAAUUCAUAUUGAUAAAAAACUUUGGCCAUAUCAAACGUUAUCACAUGCAAGUGUGGAAACUGCAAAAAAUGUAGCGAAGCAUCUGCUUAAAUUCGGAUUACAAUGUAAACCACCACAAGAUCUUGAACAAGGACGUGUCUUAGGAUUCAGAGUCGAAAGAAAUAAAAAUGGGGAACUGAUAUGGAAACGAGACAAUGUGGUACAAUUCGAAUCUUUAAAUGCAGUCACACGAUCACAGCUUUUCAGCCAGUUAGGCAAACUUAUUGGACAUUACCCAGUGGCAGGAAGUUUGCGUUUACAAGCUUCAUACAUCAAACGUUUAGCUGGAAAUAUACCUUGGUGUGAUUUUAUUUCUGAAGAUUGUAAAGAAAAACUGAAAGAGUUGCUUUACCGUGUGGAAAAAGAGGAUCCGGUUGGUGGAAAAUGGCUGGUACCAGUAAAUGGAAAAGCUGAGCUUUAUUGUGAUGCAUCAUCUAUAGAACUUGGGGCAGUUCUGCUCAUUGGUGGAGUAGUUGUUGAAGACGCAGCAUUGCUACGGCCAGCGAGUGACACACAUCAUAUCAAUAUAAGUGAGCUGGAUUCUAUACUUCGAGGACUAAACUUAGCAAGUAAGUGGGGCAUAAAAGAGUUAACAGUAUACAGUGAAAGCAAGAGCACCGUAGGAUGGUUAAACGCAGUUUUGAAAGAAGAAUAUUGCGUAAAAACUUGGGGAAUUUCUCAAUUGUUAGUACAAAGACGACUGAAUACUAUUAAGGAAGUGGCAAAAGAUAUUCAGAUCGCAGUACAAAUGAUUCCAUCUGAGAUAAAUUUGGCUGAUCGACUCUCACAAAUCCCUCAAAAAUGGUGCAGAACAGUGUGUGCAGCUGGAUUACUUGAACAAAAAGACAUAUGGAAAAUUCAUUCAAUUGGUCAUUUUAGUGUUGCUCGAACAUUACAACUUUGCUUGCGAAAUAAUCAGAAUGUAUCACGUAAGGAGAUUUCAGCAGUAAUUGCGAAUUGUAACCAGUAUGAAAAAGAUAUCAAUAACGAAAAUGAUGAUGGCCAAGAUGGUGAUGUAAAUGAUCGCACCAAAGAAACAGCAAUCGAUUACUCAGACUGUGGUAUGUGGCCAAUUCAUCGCAACAUUCAAUUUGUUGAUUAUGUAAUUAAUAUAGGUGCAGUACAAGUGAAUUUAAACACAUAUCCACGCGAUAAUAGAAAACGACAUUUUUCAAAUGCUUAUUACAACCGAAAACUUUCAAAUGGUUAG